UUUAGAAAUCCGACCAGACUUUGUAGGAGCCGCUCACACUUACCAGAGAUGCCAGUGUGCUGAGCGAGGCGACAGGACGCCAGCAACACGCAGAAUCCCCGCGACGGGGAGCGGCGCGCAGGAGAUGAGCACGCGUUCGACGUACGUGGUGAUGUAGACGCCGGCGGAGAUUUUAAAAUUCGAACUGCGCCGGUGGGUGGAGGGAGGAGUUGGGUGUUUUGGCGGCUGUUGUCCUGCCGGGUAGUAAGAAUGAAGCGCAGUUCAGUUUCCACCGGUGGUGCUGGCCGCCUCUCCAUGCAGGAUUUAAGGUCUCAGGAUUUCAAUAAACAAGGCCUCCAUACCCCUCAAACCAAAGAGAAACCAGCCUUUGGAAAGUUGAAUAUAAACAAACCCACAUCUGAAAGAAAAGCCUCUGUGUUUGGUAAAAGAACUAGUGGACAUGGAUCUCGGAAUAGUCAAUUUGGUAUAUUUUCCAGUUCUGAAAAAAUCAAGGACCCACGACCACUUAAUGACAAAGCAUUCAUUCAGCAGUGUAUUCGACAACUCUGUGAGUUUCUUACAGAAAAUGGUUAUGCAUAUAGUGUAUCCAUGAAAUCUCUACAAGCUCCUUCUGUUAAAGACUUCCUAAAGAUCUUCACUUUUCUUUAUGGCUUCCUGUGCCCUUCGUAUGAACUUCCUGACACAAAGUUUGAAGAAGAGGUUCCAAGAAUCUUUAAAGAUCUUGGGUAUCCUUUUGCAUUAUCCAAAAGCUCCAUGUAUACAGUGGGGGCCCCUCAUACAUGGCCACAUAUUGUGGCCGCCUUGGUUUGGCUCAUAGACUGCAUCAAGUUACAUAAUGCCAUGAAAGAAAGCUCACCUUUAUUUGAUGAUGGACAGCCUUGGGGAGAAGAAACUGAAGAUGGAAUUAUGCAUAAUAAGUUGUUUUUGGACUACACCAUAAAAUGCUAUGAGAGUUUCAUGACUGGUGCUGACAGUUUUGAAGAGAUGAAUGCAGAGUUGCAGUCAAAGUUGAAGGAUUUAUUUAAUGUUGAUGCUUCCAAGCUGGAAUCAUUAGCAGCAAAAAACAAAGCAUUGAAUGAACAGAUUGCAAGAUUGGAACAAGAAAGAGAAAAAGAACCGAAUCGUCUAGAGUCAUUGAGAAAAUUGAAAACUUCCUUACAAGCAGAUGUUCAAAAAUAUCAGGCAUACAUGAGCAAUUUGGAGUCUCAUUCAGCCAUUCUUGACCAGAAAUUGAAUGGGCUUGAUGAAGAAAUUUCUAGAGUAGAACUAGAAUAUGAAACAAUGAAACAGGAGAAUACUCGCCUACAGAAUAUUGUCGAUAACCAGAAGUACUCAGUUGCAGACAUCGAGAGAAUAAAUCAUGAAAGAAAUGAACUGCAGCAGACCAUUAAUAAACUAACCAAGGACCUGGAAGCUGAACAACAGCAGUUGUGGAAUGAAGAGCUAAAAUAUGCCAGAGGCAAAGAGGCGAUUGAAACACAGUUAUCAGAGUAUCACAAGUUGGCCAGAAAAUUAAAACUUAUCCCUAAGGGUGCUGAAAAUUCCAAAGGUUAUGACUUUGAAAUUAAGUUUAAUCCUGAAGCUGGAGCCAACUGCCUUGUCAAAUACAGAGCUCAAGUUUAUGUACCACUCAAGGAACUCUUGAACCAAACUGAAGAAGAAAUUAAUAAAGCUCUAAAUAAAAAAAUGGGGUUAGAGGAUACUUUAGAACAGUUAAAUACAAUGAUAACAGAAAGCAGGAGAGGUGUAAGAACUCUGAAAGAAGAAGUUCAAAAGCUGGAUGAUCUUUACCAACAAAAAGUUAAGGAAGCUGAAGAAGAGGACAAAAAAUGUGCCAGUGAGCUGGAGUCCUUGGAGAAACACAAACAUCUGCUGGAGAGUGCUGUUAACGAGGGCCUCAGUGAAGCUAUGAAUGAAUUAGACGCUAUUCAGAGAGAAUACCAACUAAUUGUGCAAACCACAACUGAAGAACGACGAAAAGUGGGAAAUAACUUGCAGCGUCUUUUAGAGAUGGUUGCCACACAUGUAGGGUCUGUGGAGAAAUAUCUUGAGGAGCAGAUUGCUAAAGUUGAUAGAGAGUAUGAAGAAUACGUGUCUGAAGAUCUCUUGGAAAAUAUUAGAGAGAUUGGAGACAAGUAUAAGAAGAAAGCUGCUCUAAUUAAGCCUUCUGAUGAAUGAAGAUAAAAUAUUGAUUAAGCAAGAACUUUAUUAACAGUGUAAAUUUUUAAAUGUCCUCUGUAGGUUUGAAAAAUCUCUAACAUAUCUUAUACCCCUCCCUACAAUGAAGUCUUAUGACCAUAUCUUCCCAAGCCUGUGAAAUAUUUUUAUAUCUUUUAUAAAUCUAGUUCAUUAAUUUAAAGUAUGUAUAACCUGAAAUUAUGAUAACUUGUUUUUUUGUUAUCUUUAGAUGUGAAAGACUAGUUAUAUUAUGUAUCCAGAGUUAAUAAAAUUAUAUCAACAAAGUGUGUUUUCCCCUGAUUUCUCAACCUAACUUCAGAUGGUUAGAAGAUAGUUAUUUUGAUCUAAACCAGGAAUCAGCAAACUGUGGGCCAAAUGCAGUCACAUCCAAUCAUUGAUAUAUCAUCUAUGACUGCUUUCACUCUAUAGUGGCAAUGUUUAUUAUAUGGGACAGAGACCAUAUGGCUGCAGAGCCAAAAAUGUGUACUAUCUGGCUCUUUACACAAAGUUUGCCAAUCCCUGGUAUAAGCUAUACAAAGGUUGGGGCUCUUUAAAAAAUGUAUUCCAACUCAUUCCUUAUUCAGAGCCAAGAAGCUAAAUUUCUUUCUGGCUUCAUGCCACCAUUACUCUGAAAUGAGCAGAAGAAUAUGGAAUGUGAAAAUCAGAAGAAAUAAUAAAAUAGUUCAAUCCCCUCAUUUUAGAGAUGAGAAUUCAUUUCUACAAAUGUUCUGAUUUACCUCUGGUCACACCUCUUUGUAGGGGUAGAAGUCACACAGGAACUUACUUGUAACAGUACACAAUCCUGACUGUGUACAGCCAGCCACAGGAGCUGUAAGAUAGGAAUUUUCUGGAUGGUGAGGAAGUCAUGUUAGAACGUAAGAUUAUUUGGUCUAAAUUGUUAGGAAGCUCCUCACAUUCAGCUGAUAUCUGCCCCUAGUUGAACUUUCUAUUCAAAGUUAUUACAACUCAUGCAAGUCAAAAUGAAGAGCAUGAUAAAAUGAAACAAUAUAAAAACCCAAAAUGGAAUUCCACCAAAGCUUUAUGAAAGAACAGCAUGCAGCCUGAGAGGGUGGGAUGAACAAAAACAGGUUAUAGUUAGGAGAUAAUAGGACAAGAUUAAUAGUUGCCAAUGUACUCACGAAUCUUGGCCAUUAACAUCCAACAGAACUUUCUUCAGUGAUGGAAAUAUUUUAUCUGCACUAUCCAGUAUGAUACCAGCCAUAUGUAUCUAUUGUGCAUUCAAAUGACCUCUGUUUAUGACAAAGACAACUCAGACUUUGCCCCUCAAAAGUGUGGUAUGGAAACAGCAGCAUUAGCAUCACCAGGGAGUUCGUGUUUUAGUUAAAAACACAGACUCUUGGCCCCACCCAAACCUACUGAAUCAGAAUCUGAACCUUUCAUAGUGUAUUGACAAACUAUACUUAUUUAAAUUUUUCGUAAGUUUUGACAUCCAUAUACACCUAUAAAAUCAUCACAAACUGAUGAAUAAUAUCCAUCACCACUAAAAGUUUCCUUGUGGCCCUUUGCAAUCUUGUCUCUUUCCCCUGACACUUGCCCAUCUAUCCCCAGGCACGCACUGAUCUCCUUUCUGUUAUUAUAGAUCAGUAGAAUAAUAUGUACGCUUGUAUGGCUUCUUUCAGAAUAUUUUGAGAUCCAAGAUUAUUUUGAGGUCCACAUUGCAUUGAAUAUCAGUAGCUCAUUCCUCUUUGCUGACUAGUGUUCAUUAU
This is a messenger RNA of Mirounga angustirostris (Northern elephant seal), 3905 nucleotides long. It is a transcript of the gene NDC80, whose product is annotated as NDC80 kinetochore complex component. Gene Ontology annotation, biological process: attachment of mitotic spindle microtubules to kinetochore. The record is from RefSeq and is a predicted model, not a curated record. The coding region runs from base 250 to 2178 and encodes 642 amino acids. The transcript is spliced from 17 exons. NCBI's taxonomy places the organism in Eukaryota, Metazoa, Chordata, Mammalia, Carnivora, Phocidae. Gene Ontology annotation, cellular component: Ndc80 complex.